AUGUCGUUGCUUGGACAACUCCCAGCUCCAAUUCAAAAGGGUUCAGAUGACUAUGGAACUGCUUUAAACUUAAAUGUGGGUUCAAGAGUCCUCGUUGCAAAGUCAACCAUCCCACCAUACGGACAUCGAAAAAACUGGGUACCACGCAAUCAGGAGGAUUUUUUAGAUGGAGGGGCGUUCCCAGAAAUACAUGUCCCUCAAUAUCCUCUUGGGAUGGGACAGGAGAAAAAUGUAUCGAAUGCAUUGGUUAUAAAGACUGAUAAAGAUGGAAGAAUCAGAUAUGAUGAACUUGUUCGUCAAGGACACAGCAAAGACAGGAUCAUCUAUUCAAAGUUUUCAGACUUACUACCUAAACCGAUUGACGAUGACGAUCCAGAAUUGAACAAACCAAGUCAAGAAACUAUCGAAGAGACAACGGAAAAAACACGUAGAGCUCUAGAAUCAUUAGUUGAAAUGAAAGUUGCUGCUGCAGCACCUGUACGCCGAGCUGAGAAAACAAAUCCUGCUGAAUAUAUACGUUAUACGCCAUCGCAACAAGGUGCUGCUUUCAAUAGUGGAGCUAAACAACGCCUCGUCAGGAUGGUGGAAAUGCAGAAAGAUCCCAUGGAACCUCCUAAGUUCAAAAUUAACCAAAAGAUUCCUCGCGGGCCCCCUUCUCCCCCACCACCUCUGAUGCAUUCUCCGGCACGGAAAGUUACAGUUAAAGAACAACAAGACUGGAAAAUUCCCCCAUGUAUUUCAAAUUGGAAGAAUCCCAGGGGAUAUACCAUUCCGUUAGACAAACGGGUUGCUGCAGAUGGCCGUGGUCUUCAAACUGUUCAUAUUAAUGAGAACUUUGCAAAACUAGCAGAAGCACUUUAUACGGCCGACAGAAAGGCUCGUGAGGCCGUAGAAAUGAGAGCGCAAAUUGAAAGAAAAGUUGCUCAGAAGGAAAAGGAACGAAAAGAGGAGCAACUCCAAAGAAUCGCUCAGCAGGCUCGUGAAUCUCGGGCUGGUCUUCGUCGUCCUGGCGCAAUUGAAGGUGGAGACAAUGAUCCGGGACUAAUUGACCGAGAAGAAUUAAGGCGUGAUCGUGCACGAGACCGUGCUAGAGAAAGAAAUUUAGCUCGUUCUAACAAUGAAGCCAAGGCUAAGAUUGAAAAGGACAAAGAGCGAGACAUCAGCGAACAAAUUGCACUUGGACUUCCGAAUCCGCGUUUUAACUCAACAAACGAGAGCCUAUUCGAUCAAAGACUUUUCAAUCAAUCUAAAGGUUUAGACUCGGGUUUUGAAGGAGGUGCGGAUGAUUUAUACAACAUUUAUGAUAAGCCAUGGAGAGGUGAUUCUGAAUUAGUAACUCAUAUAUACCGCCCACGCCAAAAAGAUACUGAUGCAUAUGGGACAGACCUUGAUGCACUUAAGAAGACUAAACGCUUUGUUCCUGAUCGUGAAUUUUCUGGAACUGAUCAUUCACGUCGUUUAGAUGGUCCAGUUCAAUUUGAGAGAGAUGAAGAAGAUCCCUUUAAUCUUAGUAAAUUCUUAUCCAAAGUCAAAAAGGCCGAAAAACGCCCAGGUGAAGGAACCUCAGGAACAGAUAUCAGUAAUCGUGACACUACUCAUCGUAAAAGAGAUCGGAAGGAUUAA
This is a messenger RNA of Schistosoma spindalis, 1623 nucleotides long. NCBI's taxonomy places the organism in Eukaryota, Metazoa, Platyhelminthes, Trematoda, Strigeidida, Schistosomatidae. The record is from the annotation of a GenBank genome assembly.